AUGGCAGACACACUCGCCUCGCACACAGCAGCGAACCACAUGAAGCAAACACUCCAGGGUAUCGACAAGCUAUUUGCCCGAUUCUGGGCCAUGCUGGAGAGGCGAGUGCAACCCACACAACGACCCAGACAAAGGGAAACCCAGAAAGGCCUAAUCCCAAAACUUGAAGGCUAUCAAAUGGACACAAAACCUACCCAGCAAACCACCAAGCCCAGGACCAGCCCAUGCAAGCCGAGGGCCACAGGGGCACUUACCCAGCAGCGACCACCACGUGGGCGGAAAGAAUCCCACUGCAAGCAACAGACAUGCAACAGGACCCUCCACCGCCUGCGUGGAAAACAGGACUUAGACCUUAUGGGUCAUAAGGCCUGGAGCCCGAAGUCACCAGCCCUUGAACCGACCCGAAGCCAACGAGAGGGUGAGUGCUGCCCAAACCGCAUCUUGACUCUGGAGAAGCCAAACUCCUGCAGCAAGAGCAUACCGGACAUGGGUAUUGGUUAA
Messenger RNA from Pelobates cultripes (western spadefoot toad), 501 nucleotides. Lineage: Eukaryota; Metazoa; Chordata; Amphibia; Anura; Pelobatidae. The record is from the annotation of a GenBank genome assembly.